Molecule: messenger RNA, 1257 nt
Organism: Gigantopelta aegis
Lineage: Eukaryota; Metazoa; Mollusca; Gastropoda; Neomphalida; Peltospiridae
Product: 2-amino-3-ketobutyrate coenzyme A ligase, mitochondrial-like
Biological process (GO): biosynthetic process; L-threonine catabolic process
Molecular function (GO): glycine C-acetyltransferase activity; pyridoxal phosphate binding
Source: RefSeq, a predicted model, not a curated record
AUGGCAGUUUCUUUAAGAACAUUACAAAGGUGGCCAUCUUUAAAUUUAGUUAGAGCAUCUUCUGGUUGGACUACAGCUCGUAAAGUAUUGCAAAAUGAAUUAAAUUCUAUUAAAGAAGCUGGUACUUGGAAAUCUGAGCGAGUCAUUACGACACCUCAAGCCGCCUACAUUAAAGUUGAGGGUGAUGACCGAAGUAUCCUUAAUUUCUGUGCUAAUAAUUAUCUUGGAUUAUCGUCCCAUCCAGAAGUUAUAGAAGCAGGGAGACAAGCUCUUAAAGAUUAUGGAGCUGGUCUUAGUUCAGUUCGUUUUAUUUGUGGAACACAGACCAUUCAUAAGGAACUUGAACAGAAAAUCGCUCGUUUCCAUAACAGAGACGACGCAAUACUCUAUGCUGCUUGUUUUGACGCCAAUGCUGGUGUAUUUGAAGCUUUGAUGCAGCCUGAAGAUGCUGUAUUCAGUGAUCAACUUAACCACGCCUCCAUCAUUGAUGGACUCCGCCUCUGUAAAGCUCAGAAACAUCGCUAUAAGCAUAAAGAUCUAACAGAGUUAGAAGGCAUGCUACAGGCAGACACAAAUUCUCGUAUGAAAUUACUUGUAACAGAUGGUGUUUUUAGUAUGGACGGCAACGUAGCUCCACUCCAAGGUCUCUGUGACUUAGCUGAUAAGUACAAUGCUAUGGUUUUUGUGGAUGAGUGCCAUGCAACUGGUUUUAUGGGGAAAACUGGAAGAGGCACAGAAGAACACCUGGACUGUGAAGGAAGAGUAGACAUAAUAAAUUCUACUCUUGGAAAAGCACUCGGAGGAGCGUCUGGAGGUUAUACCGUUGGGCCACAAGAAGUUAUCGAUUUAUUGCGGCAAAGAUCAAGGCCUUACCUCUUUUCUAAUACACUUCCACCUUCUGUAGUGGCUGGUGCUAGUAAAGUUUUUGAUCUGUUAAUGGAUGGAUCAGACUUGUGUGAGAAGUUACAACAGAAUACUAAGUAUUUUAGGGAGUGCAUGACUGAAGCUGGCUUUACAUUGAAAGGUGAUCAACAUCCUAUUGUACCAGUUAUGUUGGGUGAUGCUCGACUAGCCACAGAGUUUGCUAAUAAAAUGCUUGAAAAAGGCAUUUAUGUUGUUGGUUUCAGUUAUCCUGUGGUUCCGAAAGGAGAAGCUAGAAUACGUGUCCAGUUGUCAGCAGUGCAUGAUAUAAUAGAUAUUGAUAAAUGUAUUCAAGCGUUUAUUGAUGUUGGUAGAGAGAAAGGUGUACUUAAAUAG